UCCAAGCCCAAUCAAAUCUUCCGCCCCAUGCCCUCUCCCAUCGCCACCCACGCCUCGCUCCUCCUCAAAGCCGCCGCCGCCGCCGCCUCGCCCAAACCACUCUUCUCCCCGCGCGCGGCCCAGAUCCCCGCGCCGCUCGCCGGCCGCGCCUGCCCGCGCUGGUUCCGGUGGCCCGCGUCCGCGAGGGGGCUCUGCUCCUCCACGCCGCCAAACCACUCUGGCCCCGCCCACGGGAUGGGAUCUGACGCCAACGGGACCAGGAGGCGGGUGCCGCCCGUCAACGGGCUGUCAAAAGAAGGGGCCACGCAGCCGGUGCCGGCCCCGCCCAAGCUGCUCACGCUGCCCACCGUGCUCACCAUUGGACGCGUCGCAGCAGUGCCCUUCCUCAUAAGCACUUUCUACAUGGAUGGGCCUUGGGCAGCAACCGCCACAACUGGCAUCUUCCUUGCAGCUGCAAUCACCGAUUGGUUAGAUGGUUAUAUUGCCAGAAAGAUGCAUUUGGGAACACCUUUUGGUGCAUUUCUUGAUCCUGUUGCUGACAAGCUCAUGGUAGCCGCGACACUAGUGUUGCUGUGCACCAAACCUUUGGAAGCUUCUUUGCUCAGCGCUGGACCAUGGCUUCUGACAGUUCCUUCCAUUGCCAUCAUUGGGAGAGAGAUCACAAUGUCAGCUGUGAGAGAGUGGGCUGCUUCUCAGAAUACCCAAGUUCUUGAGGCUGUGGCAGUUAACAAUUUAGGGAAGUGGAAGACAGCGACGCAGAUGAUUGCAUUGACUCUCCUCCUUGCCAGCAGAGAUCCAAGUCUACCUGUACAAGGUGCUCUAGUUGCUCCUGGUGUUGCGUUGCUUUAUGCAUCUGCUGGACUUGCCAUAUGGUCCCUAGUGGUGUACAUCAGAAAUAUAUGGCGGAUACUUCUAAAAUAGUGUUAGCACAUAGUGUAAUAGAAGAAACAGGAGCAAAGGCAACAAUAUUCCAUUCAAGAUCAUGCAAUUUUUGUGGAAGAUUGUUGAGUUGAUCAAUGGGGCCUAGAUCUUGUUGAGAUCCUCGGUGACUGGUGUCAUUUGCGCUUGGCGGAAUAGCCGCCAUGGGAAUUUGUUGAGCAUGCGAGGAUCUCUUUAGAAACAAAAUAUAUAGCUCGUAGCAUGAUGCCAAGGUGACUACCUGUUUCAGCGUCACCGCAGCUUAAGAGUUGGACACCGUGUGUAAUGAGCUGCAAGACUUGGGAGACAUGCAGACGAUUGUAACCGUAUACAAAGCGCCCAGACCAGGUGGCCUGUGCGUGUGGAGUUCGUGCCAUUGUAAUUUUACCCAUAUCAUAUGCCAGGGAGCACAAAAUUAUUCUUUCCAUGUA
This is a messenger RNA of Lolium rigidum, 1349 nucleotides long. RefSeq names its product cardiolipin synthase (CMP-forming), mitochondrial. The record is from RefSeq and is a predicted model, not a curated record. Gene Ontology annotation, molecular function: CDP-diacylglycerol-glycerol-3-phosphate 3-phosphatidyltransferase activity. The transcript is spliced from 7 exons. Gene Ontology annotation, biological process: glycerophospholipid biosynthetic process. NCBI's taxonomy places the organism in Eukaryota, Viridiplantae, Streptophyta, Magnoliopsida, Poales, Poaceae. Bases 28 to 921 code for a protein of 297 amino acids. Gene Ontology annotation, cellular component: chloroplast envelope; membrane.